Messenger RNA from Annulohypoxylon truncatum, 2945 nucleotides. RefSeq lists its product as uncharacterized. Lineage: Eukaryota; Fungi; Ascomycota; Sordariomycetes; Xylariales; Hypoxylaceae. The coding region runs from base 412 to 2421 and encodes 669 amino acids. The record is from RefSeq and is a predicted model, not a curated record. The transcript has 3 exons.
UCUUCUAAAGAUUAAUCAAAACUCACGAUAAUCGUAAAGUGUAUCCAAUCUAAGCGAUUCUAGAUGUUGGCGCUUAAUGGAACAUGACACAGUACGGCCGUACUGUGACGGAUUGUUACAGAAUGCGCAAAGUCGCAAAAUAAAAAUGGGUUCGCUAAUUGUCCUGUCGACUGUUGCCGUGGAAACCCGGAUUGUUUCCAUUUUCAGCUCGUCCCAAGCGCCAGUGCAAAUGUGUCCUACCCAUCUGUCCAUCCCACCUCGUUUCCCCCACUAUGGAUGCUCCCGCAUUUUCGCAAUCUCCAAUUCGCAAGCCGCAAUUCUUAAGACCAUUUUAAGACUACACAUUCCAAUCCGCCCUCCCUAUCGUGAAUGUCUCUCAGCCUUGUCUAAACCGAGGCGACGUUCGUGGAUAUGGGCGCUCAACAACCUUACAUGUACGACAGCGACAGACGCGAUUCGCGAUUACCCGAAAAACCAUUCGACCCUAAGGCCAUCACCAGAGCAAGUUGGGAACCACCACCCAAGAAAAAGAAGAAGCACAAUGGCCCCUUAAUAGCCUUCGGUCGGCAUCCCGAUGCACAAGCUGUUCCAACUGGUCGGACAUCGUUCUUUCGCCCCAUGAGCAGCACCACCAAGUGGUGGAUCAAGUCCAUGAGAUAUGUCCAAUUAUGUCUUCGUGUACUCGAGAUGAUCGGGGGAGGCGGUCUGCUCACCCUCAUGAUUCUAAUCGGCAAUGUUGAUCCUCUAACUGCCUGGGUCAUGAGAAUCACGCCCGGCGUAGUGGCUAUCAGCUGCGUCUACGCUAUCUGGCAUUUUAUCCGACCCGCCAAUGCGAGACCGCCCGCUUCUUCAGCGGCUUACCAACUAUUCGCCGGUGUUAUGGACCUGGCAGUAGUACCCCUCUACGCUUUUGGCGUAAUCAAUGUCAAGAACUACGGUACCGAGUGGAAGCUCAUCGUGACUGCUUCCCCCGAGCUCACUGUUGCCUUGAUCCAGAGCGAGUAUUAUCUCCUCAUCUGCGCCGGCGGCCUGCAUGUGGUGUCACUUGGCAUCUCGAUCUACCUCGGCCUCAUGUUCCGACGCAUCGCCAACAUGCCGCCGGACAUGAACCCGCUCGAGAGCCACUUGACUUCGCGCGCCAACCAGCACAAGCGCAACAAGUCGUCCGUAGCCACGAGCUAUACCGCCGUCUCCGACGACAUGAACUCAAAGCGGCUCUCUACGCCGCUAGAGAACUACCGUAAUUCAGGCGCCACAUACGAGGACCUUUCCAGGCCUCCCAGCAUCCCGUUCAUGCACACGCGCACCGGCUCGCGGGACUCGUUCGCCUCGUCUAAGCGCGACUCGCGCACCGAUCUGCCGAGCAGACAGUACCAGAUCACACCGGGCAAUUCUCCGCGCAACUCUCCGCGCAACAGCGUCGCAGACAUGAAGCGCAUGUCGAACGCAUCGGGCCUGACCAUCUCGACCUCGCGCACGGCGCAGCGCGGCAGCUACACGGAGGUCCCGCUCCACGAGACAGGCGUAUCGACGCCAACCUCCUCCUCCUCGCGGCCCUCGAGCGGCGUGACGCUAGCGCCGAUGCCGUCGCCGUCGGCGCAGCAGCCCAUCAACGCGUCGCCGACGCGCGUGGCCAAGUUCACGGAGGCGUGGUACGCGUCCGAGUCCCUCAUCAACCGCACGCAGCAGCGGCAGCGCGAGAUGAACGCCGCGGAACGCCAGCGCGAGCGCGAGUCCCGCCGCUACGAGGCCCUGAACCAGCGGUACAACUUCGACGAGGAGGACUCCGAGGACGACGACCGCGAGAAUAACUACAGCGUUAUCGGCCCCGAUUACUCGGAUAUCGAGGACGACGAUGGCGCGCCGAGUAGCCCGAUUAACGUCACCGCGCACCUGCACCCGAACCCGCUGCGCUUGAACCCGGUGCCGGGUACGCCGCCGAAGGAUAAUGCUGCUGCUGCUGCUGCUGCGAGCGCCAUCGCCGGUAGGCAGAAGACGCCGUUCCGUCCCGCCGACGGCGAGGUCUUGUCGGAGGUCAAUUUGAACGAUCGACGGGUUAGUGGUAGUCAGGAUAUCGCGGACCAGCAGCAGCGGUCGUCGGGCGUCGCGUCAUUCUGGCGACGCAGCACGAUCGGCAAGAGCGGCGCGAAGCCGCGCAACCGGAACUCGUCGAUCCAGCCCGACGGCGACUUCUACUCCAAGCCGUACGGCGAGCUGAAGCCGGCCACGCCGCCCAUCAUGAUGGGUACCGGUGGGAAUGUCAGCGGUGGCGGCGGACGCCAGGUCUCGUCCGGUAAUGAUUACGGUGAUUUGGGAGCCGGGACUUCGUAUCGGAGGAAUGUGAGCGGGAAGAUUGCGGAGGAGGGGUUGGCUGGGAGCGGGAAUAAGUACUCAAGGUAUAGUAUCUUGAAUGAGGAUUGAGCUGGUCGAGAUCUGAAUAAACAGGGGCACCGAUAGUGUCAGAGAUGAGGAAGAGGAAUAGUAUGAGAGAAUGAAUGAGAGACAGCAGCAGGGAAAGGCGGGAUGUGGGGGUGGUAUGGAAUUAGGGGCAUUGGGGGAUCGAGUGAUUUCUAUGAUACCGCCUGGAGUUAAUCGCUACCUGGUUUUUCGAUUUCUUGGAAGGGGGGGAAGGGGGAUUGUGAAUUGUGGUCAAGUCAAGAAGUGUUGAUUGAUAUGAUGAUGACUCACGGAUGUAAUACUAGAUAACACAUAAGGGUACCGGAAAUGGAUAGGUUAGGGUUCUGGUCUCAAUGGGAUAAUUAGGUACCGUUGCUUAAGAGUUGAGAGUGUGUAUUAAUGAAUGUGAUUGUUGAAGGGUGGUCUUGGAUGGGUUGAUUGGAGCAUAUGGGAAUAUACCAAGGUACUUAGUUUUAGAUAAAGCAGUUGAGAUAUUAUUGAAUAGGGGUACCUUUACGUCUACUUCUUAUAGGAGCACGUCUUCAAGA